AUGACACCUCUCAGCAAUGGGUCAUCGCUGUUCAGAGAGUGGAAAGGUCGAAGAAACUGUCGAACACUUCCGAUACCAUCUCAAUAUUGUAUAUGUCAAUAUAAUUGGACAAUUACCAAAAAUGAAACAACACAGACAGAACUGGGUGAAUUUUUUGCGAAGCAUUUCAAUUUACACCUGGUUAAAGUUGGUGUUAUGAGCAAGUGUCAGAAGCAGUUUUACAAUCGGACAUCGUCAAUCAAACAGCUACAAGAUUACGGCAAUAUACUCUACGAAGUGGUAGUUAUCUUGAGUCCAUCAAACGGCCUCUUUUCGGCCUUCAUCCGUCGUAACGAAUCUGGUCUUGGACUUGGAUCAGGAUUCAACCGUCUUGAUCGCUACGGACGACAAGGGGAGUGCAUUACUGACAACGCACUACGGCCUCUUUGCCACUGCAUAGGGACAACCACACCA
Ostertagia ostertagi is the source of this 453-nucleotide messenger RNA. Lineage: Eukaryota; Metazoa; Nematoda; Chromadorea; Rhabditida; Trichostrongylidae. The record is from the annotation of a GenBank genome assembly.